CACCAUCAGAAAAAAAUGAAGGGGGCUUUUUUCAUUCCAUGCUUUUUCUUCCUUUUCUGUGUUUACAGCUCUACACGGAGUGAACCUUCUUGUGCCACUCCCCGUGAUGAGCAUGUGGUAUCGCCUUUCCUCUUGGGUUGGUUUUCACGUCUGGGAAGAAGCAGGCCGUACCAAUGUGAACCUGGUUAUAAAGCAACAGCUGACCGUGCCGAAUGUACAGAGAACGGCUGGUCACCAAAACCACUGUGUAAAGAGCUGAAGUGUACAGUGCCAACAAUUGAAAAUGCAAUAAGGCUGGAAAAAGUCGGUGCUCGCCUUGAGUACCAGUGUAAUCCCGGAUAUGAACCUGAGGGGUUUGUCAUCACCUGCAAUCAGGAGGGAGUCUGGGAUCAGAUGCAUCACUGCACUGCAAAAAGACUUGAUUGUGGCCCACCUCCUCUGAUCAGUGAUGCAGUGCAGGAACUAAAGGAAGAAUAUAAGAAUGGAGAAAUAGCUACGUACGAGUGUCCUGCAAACUACGUAAAGAGUGGGGAUCCUCACCUGACCUGCAUACAGGGCAGUUGGACAGGGAAUGGGGAAUGCUUGCCCAAAACACUUAAUUGUGGCCCACCUCCAUUGAUCAAAGACGCAGUGCAGGAUCUAAAAAAUGAAUAUAAGGAUGGAGAAAUAGCUACGUAUGAGUGUCCUGCAUACUUCACCCAGGCUGGUGAUCCCCACAUGACCUGCAGAAAAGGCAGAUGGUUAGGGAAUGGGGAAUGCUUGCAACCCUGCACUGUCAAUGUUGAAGAUAUGGAAUCCCGUAACAUAGAAAUACUGUUUGGAGGUAGAAGUAAAAUCUAUUCAAAGCACGGAGAUUUUAUUUCAUUUAGGUGUCAAAGAGGAUUUAAACAUAAAGAAAAAGAUGGCUUUCGUCAGCAGUGUAUAAAUGGGAAAAUAGAUUUGCCUAGUUGUGGAUAGUGUCCCACAUAGUAUUGUUAAAGAUGGGUGGUGGAGGAUAAGCAGAUUAUCUCACUACUUACAGAGAAAGAAUAAAAACGUGAUUUUAACACUGAUAGAAAUAGAUGUUUGUAUCGUAUCUGAUUUAGUAAAGAACAAAGGAUGCUGACAGGAUGUCAAAUGACCAAAUAAUAACAUUCAUGUUAAUUCAGAUAAGCUGUGAUUCAGGUUACUUUUGUUGCUGGAUGUUGUUUAUUCUGUAUAUUGGAUGCUUCAUUAAAUGCAAUAAAUUACUUCCGAAUGUCUACACAA
Astyanax mexicanus (Mexican tetra) is the source of this 1248-nucleotide messenger RNA. Its product is annotated as complement factor H-related protein 1. Bases 16 to 957 code for a protein of 313 amino acids. NCBI's taxonomy places the organism in Eukaryota, Metazoa, Chordata, Actinopteri, Characiformes, Acestrorhamphidae. The transcript has 6 exons. The record is from RefSeq and is a predicted model, not a curated record.